Messenger RNA from Cyclopterus lumpus (lumpfish), 2718 nucleotides. RefSeq lists its product as uncharacterized. Bases 1543 to 2460 code for a protein of 305 amino acids. The record is from RefSeq and is a predicted model, not a curated record. The transcript has 7 exons. NCBI's taxonomy places the organism in Eukaryota, Metazoa, Chordata, Actinopteri, Perciformes, Cyclopteridae.
CGGAGAAGAGUAUCGACAGCACGCAUUUCCUGGAGCUCUCCGUUGUUACGUGAAACAGAAAAAUGCGCAAACAUUUGUUUUAUCCUGGGAGAAUGUCCGUUUCAUUCCGUAAGGGACCACGGGGAUUUCUCCGUCAGGAUCCGACUGACGCAGCCAAAGUCCUGAAAGACAACCCGUCUCUGCAGGACAAGUCUGCACCUGUCAAGGAGGAGCUGGUCAGGCAAAAUGCGCUGACUGUGGUCCGCCAGAGAGGAGGAGACCCUUCAGAUAAAACUGAAGUGUCUGGAGAUUACAUCCUGCAGUUUGGGAAGUACAAGGGGAAGUCCUUCCGCUGGCUUCUGGAGAAUGACAUUGGGUAUACCAUCUACCUGAUCAGGAACCAGCAAAAGGAGGAGGCUGCAGGAUUGUUCAUGGCAGCGGGGCACAACAAGGACAGCCUACUGUCAUUUGUGACCUAUUCCCUCAUCUUUCCAGAAAUCCAAUCUCUUCUCAGCUAUGAGGAACAAAAGCCAGUUGUGGCAGCAGCAGCAUCGGAGGACGACCAGCUGGUUGGUUUUGGCUCUCGUGCCAACAACACCUGGCGAGAGAUUUGGGACAGCAGGGAGGAUGGCUAUUCAUCCUUCAUUGUGAAGACAAAGUGUGCUGCGGGGACAAAGAUGCACAAGCUCCAACUCUACCUCCAGAAGAAGCUGCAUCCAUCCACCGUGUCCUCUCUGAUGACACACGCCUCACAUGCUCCUGCUGAAGCCAUUGUGAUGGAUGAAGAUGAAGAGCUGGAGAGAGCGAUGCUGGGUAUCUCUCCUUCCAAGCAACACGUGCAGAGCUCUGUUUUUGCAUCAUCCUCAUCGUCAUCAUCUGCCAGAGAACGACAGCCUUUGAGAAGAGAAAGAGGUCUUUAACCCAAAGCGUCCUGCCGUCGACCGACACAACUGGGACCAUGAAUUCUUAUCCCACAUGAAGCAUGACUAUUCUCAUCCCGUCUCAUGUUGACCACGUUCUGGUCAUGUUUGUCUUUUGGUGUUCUACCUAUUGUCCUAGUGACUAUGAAUUGAUUCCAGUCAUGAUGAGGGUACGUAUCAGUCUUUGUUUUCUUAUAUGGAUGAAAAGAAAAAAAUGUACAUGUGAAACUGAUGUGUUACUAACACCUGAUUGCAUGUGUUUGAUGUGUUUGAAGUGUGUCCUGUUGCUUCCCCUGCCUAGGUUAAAUCACAAUGACUGGCUACUGAAUAUUAACCCAUUCCAACAUAAACACAUGUAUGAAUGAAGUAUAUUCUUUAUAUAAUAAUGUUAGAAACAGUCAGUUUGAUUGGAUUUGGCAGAAAAAAGCAGGUGAAGUAAAGAUAUUUUUUGCCUUUACUAACAGUAGUUUUUUGUGUAUUGUCAAAAUAUCAAUAACAAACAAGGGUAUAAAUAACAAACAAGGGUUUUUCCGUUCCAGUACCAUCUGCUACACUGGCUGCACCAGCCAAGGCUAAGGGUUCACAAGUAGAUGCCCCUGCAUUACCAUCCGUAAAGAGACCUGUGCCCGUUCCCCAGGAGCUCAUGUGUCUGAUGCCCGAAGGAGCAGCUCAUCUGUCAACAGAGGCGACUGCCACAGUUCCUGGAUCAGAGGAGCUCCUGAUUUCUCCUGAGACGUCUGCAGAGCCCGGUCAACUGCCAACUCCACACAGAGAUCAAAGUGAGCCUUUACCCAGGCCAAUAGCUGUCCCCACCUGUCCUCCUCCACAGCUUCCUGGCUACGACCACGAUGUCAGCCAGUGGAACUGUUCACAGCAACAGAGGAUCUGGAUGAAGACGGAGCUGGAAUCUAUGGGUCUCUGGCCAGGUUCCAUUCCUGUGCGGAACCCCAUGAAGAUGGUGUCAUUGUGGCGUUUGCCUCCCCAGCCUGAAUUGAUUGACAGCAUCUCCGAUCUUCCUUCCCCAAAGUACUUUCAGCUCCAUCCAUUUUUUAUAUGGAAGCCAGAGAACAAUAACCUCAUGGGGAGGAUGAGGAACAACGACACUCUGCCGUGUAUGGGAGGUUGUGCACGGCCUCAAGUUGCCUCUGCAGGUGUUGGUAGACCUCGUGUCGUUGUUGGCAUCACUGGACAGUACUACCUGUUGUCAUCCAGGCUGUGCUGCAAAGUGUGCAAAAAAAAGUGGUACGCUGACAACCCACUGUGGCUUGACAAACUCCCAAAGAGGUACACAAACCUCUUGCCAGCCAUCCUGACGUACAAGAAGGCAAUAUGUAAAUCCGUCAUGGACGAGCUCAGGCGGACAGGUAACUCCCCCAGCGACAUGACAAAGCAGGUAAUGGAGGUGAUGCACUUGAAAUUCGAACGGGCUUACCUGGCCCACCUACUCAGCUGCCAAAAUGUCAUGGAUGGGGAGGCAGGACAGUAUGACCAAAGAACCAUCACUAAACCAUCAGUUCUUGCGACAGGAAACAAAGCCGGCUCCCUUCGGAGAGUACAGUGAUUCAGAUGGCUGGAACGGGAUCAUUGUGUCUUCUCACUACCUGGCUGACUGCUUGCUGCACGAGUACCAACACCAGGAGAGUGCCAUCAACACACUUUUACAGGGGACCUUUGGACAGGCUUUCCGCUCAGACCACACCCGCAAAAUUGCGAGGAAGGUCACCUUUUCAUCCGGCACCAUGUCCUCGUAUGCGGUCAUGAAUGAGAACUGGAUGAUCCUUUCAUGGGUGAUGGUGCAGUCUGAGACGAAGAAGUCCCU